Messenger RNA from Peromyscus californicus insignis, 5044 nucleotides. Its product is annotated as carbohydrate sulfotransferase 5. Gene Ontology annotation, cellular component: Golgi membrane. Gene Ontology annotation, molecular function: N-acetylglucosamine 6-O-sulfotransferase activity. The transcript has 4 exons. The record is from RefSeq and is a predicted model, not a curated record. NCBI's taxonomy places the organism in Eukaryota, Metazoa, Chordata, Mammalia, Rodentia, Cricetidae. Bases 2455 to 3642 code for a protein of 395 amino acids. Gene Ontology annotation, biological process: keratan sulfate proteoglycan biosynthetic process; N-acetylglucosamine metabolic process; carbohydrate metabolic process.
UAAAGACCUGGGAGCUUUUGUUAGGUCUUUGGCAAAAGUCCGGUCGGCCAACCCCAAGUAAAGGAGGGUUUUCAUUGGCAUCCACAUGGCAAAUGAAGGAUGCGGGCUGGAAAAUUACAGCUGUGUUGGGUAAGUAUCAAGUUAUUUUCAGAGCAGAGGGUGGUUGGGUAGUUCUGAGCCUGAGUCACACAGAGGAAAACUCGUGGAAAAUAGACAGGAUCGCAAUUGGGCUAUACCUCGGAGCAGCCAGAGCUUGAGCAGUUACUCAUUGUGGGGAGAAGAGGGAAAAGGUCUCUGAUUUGCUUGAAUGCUUGGCUCGGUUUCUGUUUGAAUAAGGUGAGGCCUAGGUUAACAAAGCUCUCUCUUCACUUUUGUUCACUCUCUGUCUCUUUUUCUCCUUUCACUUCUUCAUAUCCACGCAUUUGAAAAUAAGUUUUGUACAUUUUUGACCAGGUAAAUCCUGUCCUACUGGAGAAAAUGUGUAAAUUACACAAACCUUAAUUAAAUUUAUUUAUUGUUAUUGAAACAGGGUCUUUGUAAGCCAUGGUGGCCUCACACUUCAGGCAAUCCUCCUGCCUCACUUUCUCAAGUGCUGGAAUUACAGGAAUGACCCACCAAGCCUGACGUUGAAAUUUUGGGAUUUUUGUUGUUGUUUUGUUUGUAUGUUUGUUUGUUUUCAAACAAACAGACAGACAGGGUUUCUCUGUGCAGCCCUGGCUGUCCUAGAACUCACUCGUAGACCAGGCUGGCCUCGAACUCAAGAGAACCACCUGUCUCUGCUUCCUGAGUACAGGGAUCAAAGGCAUGUUCUAUCACCACCCAGCUCUGACUUCAAUUUUUUUAAUAACUUAUUUAUUCUUAUUUAAUGUACAUUGGUGUUUUGCCUACGUGUGUGUCUAUGUGGGGGUGUCAGAUCUUGGACAGUUGUAAGCUGCCAUGGGGUUACUGGGAAUUGAACCUGGGUCCUCUGGAAGAGCAGUCAGUGCUCUUAACCACUGAGCCAUCUCUCGAGCCCCUCAAUUUAUUUUUUUUUAAUUAAAAAAAAAUGUUUUUCAAAAAUAACAGCGAUCUAAAUUCUUUACCCGGAAGUUAAUAGCUGACAUUCUCUUAGAACACAGUUUUGAAUUUUUGGUUUGUUUGUUUUGUUUUGUUUGGGGGGGUUGUUUGUUUGAGGGUUUUUUGAUCUUUUUUUGUACUCCUUGCAACUUUUUUUUCUUGUGGUAAAUACCGCUUCUUUGAAAGUUAUGUAUAAAUCUUCGUUGUUGGUUUAUUUCCUUAAGAUGUAUCUAGAAAGGAAUUGCUAGUUCAGAAGACUUGUGGCCAUGGUUAAGGAUCCUAAUUUCAUCUUGUCAAACCGCACCCCGGAAAGGCUGCGCUGAUACACUGUCCCCAGCAGGGACUUGGACCCCACCACAGAGUCACAGGUCUCCCACAAAGCCCCAGCUUCUGCAUGUGCUUGGGCUCUGCCCUGUUAUUUGUAAGAGGCGAAAUCUGCUUUAUUUGUUGAAGCGUGUCCAGUGUCUAUCUGGACCUUUUAUCAAGCCUGCACUUCUGGGUAGAGGCUUGUACCCGGAGGGGAUGGCAGCUGCAGCUCCUGCUCCAAAAGCCACCUGGCCUCUCGGUCCCUCCCCACUUCUCUGUUGCCCAGAAGGCAGCCGGUCCCCCUGGCAUCAAGGUGUCUGUUUGGAUAGUUGCAAAGAUGCCACCCGCAGAGGAGGGGGCAAGAUAAAGAUUCAAUUUCCUGCACAAGGGCCUUUUGUCCUCCCAGAAGCUUCUCCCCUCAGGGGACAGAUUUUUCGGUCCAUUAGUGGGCCCAGCGGUGGCUCUGCCAGCAGGCUUGAUCAUCCACACACCCGGGGAGGCAGGGAGUGGGUGGGUGGGGGGCGGUCAGUGUAGUCCCUGGAGCCCACCUGUGUCCUCCCUCUUCCUGGCCUGGCCACCCCACCCCCGACCUCAGGCGUGGCCCCACGGUCCUGUCUGGAGUGGAUUGCGGAGCUCGGGGCCAACUGGCUGCUUCCUUGCUGUGCUCCCGCCCUGGCGGCCCAGGGCGAAGAACCACUGAGCGGCUCAUUGUAUGCCCCGCGGGCGGGCAGCGCGGAGCAGCGCAACCAGCAGCACAGGGCUGGGUGUGUGAUCCAGGAAGAUCUCCAGAGUCAGCAGGGAAGACGGCUUUUAAGCGUUUUCUACCGACUCCCAAGCCCCGACGAGAGGAAAGCACCGAGAAGGGACCAUUCACAAUUUAGACCUCAGCUUUUCUCAGUGGUGAUAUUUCUAAGGACGCAGGUGAGGGAGGAGAAAAAUGCUACAUAAGCAGGGAGUCUCUCCCUUUCAAAGAAAGGAAGCCUGGGAUCAUUUGCAGAAGCAAAAGGCUGAGGAACCUCCAGGUACUUCCCAUGGAUUUGUGAUCAACACAAGCAACUCUCCCAGCUCUGGACAGCAGCCCUAACCAGAGGCAUGCGGCUGCCCCGCUUCUCCAGCGCUUUAGUGUUUUCACUCUUGAUAGCACAGACCUGCAUCCUGGUCUUCCUGGUCUCGCGGCAAACGCCACGGUCCCCAGCGGGCAGUAGGGAGCAUGUGCACGUGCUGGUGCUGUCCUCGUGGCGCUCGGGCUCCUCUUUUGUGGGCCAGCUCUUCAGCCAGCACCCAGAUGUCUUCUACCUGAUGGAGCCGGCUUGGCACGUGUGGGAUGCCCUGUCGCAGGGCAGUGCCCCCGCGCUCCACAUGGCCGUGCGCGAUCUGGUCCGUUCAGUGUUCCUAUGCGACAUGGACGUGUUUGAUGCCUACCUGCCCUGGCGCCGCAACAUCUCAGAUCUCUUCCAGUGGGCCGUGAGCCGCGCGUUGUGCUCGCCUCCGGUCUGCAACGCCUUUGCUCGCGGCCACAUCAGCAGCGAGGAGGUGUGCAAGUCUCUGUGCGCAACGCGGCCCUUCGGCCUGGCCCAGGAAGCCUGCAGCUCUUACAGCCACAUAGUGCUCAAGGAGGUGCGCUUCUUUAACCUGCAGGUUCUCUACCCGCUGCUCAGUGACCCCGCGCUCAACCUACGCAUCGUGCACCUGGUGCGCGACCCGCGGGCGGUGCUGCGCUCCCGAGAGCAGACUGCCAAGGCGCUGGCGCGGGACAGCGGCAUCGUCUUGGGUACUAACGGCACGUGGGUAGAGGCGGACCCCGGGCUGCGCGUGGUCAGUGAGGUGUGCCGCAGUCACGUGCGCAUCGCAGAGGCCGCCUUGCACAAGCCACCGCCCUUCCUGCAAGAUCGCUACCGCCUGGUGCGCUACGAGGAUCUGGCCCGCGACCCGCUCACCGAGAUCCGUGAGCUGUACGCCUUUACCGGCCUGGACCUCACGCCGCAGCUCCAGACUUGGAUCCACAACAUCACACACGGCUCAGGGCCAGGCGCACGCCGUGAGGCCUUCAAGACCUCAUCCAGGGAUGCGCUCGUUGUGUCCCAAGCCUGGCGUCACGCGCUGCCCUUUGCCAAGAUUCGGCGGGUCCAGGAACUGUGUGCGGGAGCACUGCAGCUGCUGGGUUACCGACCUGUGUACUCGGAGCUUGAGCAGCGGGACCUCUCUCUGGACCUCCUGCUGCCGAGAGGCAUGGACAGUUUCAAGUGGGCUUCUUCCACUGAUGCGCAGUCAGAAUCUUAAGAGUUUUAGUGGAUGGGGCUGGAGAGAUGGCUCAGAGGUUAAGAGCAUUGACUGUUCUUCCAGAGGUCCUGAGUUCAAUUCCCAGCUCCACAUGGUGGCUCACAACCAACUAUAAAGAAAUUUGGUGCCCUCUUCUGGCCUGGAAGCAGACAGAACACCGUAUACGUAAUAAAUAAAAUAAAUCUUAAAAAAAAAAAAAAAAUUAGUGGAGAGUCCCAGCUCUGACGUUAGGGCCUAGCAGAGUAUGAUAAAGAAAGGGUUUGGAAACCCAGAAGGAAGUCCACUACCAGAAGCUGGGAGGGUGGGUGGUCUUGCCCUGUACUAGGAAAGGAUUGAGUCCGAUUUCCAUAUUUUUUUUUUCUCCCCAGAUUAUGGUUUUCCUUUGAGUCCUCUAGGAUCUGGGUUCCCAUCAAGCACUCUCUUAUGGAGAAUGAAACCCCUGCCCACUUCCUCUGGUCACAGGGGCAGCCAGACUCAGACUUUCCCUUUUUCCUUUCUCUUCUCUUUGGUAACACCAUGCAAUAGCAGAGAAUGGUGUCCCAGGCCCGGUCGGGAGUGGAAGGGUACUGCUGUAGGCCGGCUCCUAAAAUGUGUGCACCUGCUGUUGGACCCCAAAGUUUAGGGUCUCAAGUGGGCGCCCCAAGAACCCAGACUCCAGUCCAGUUGAUGCAACAGCACGAGGAUUUUAUUGAAGCUUCUGUACAGAAGGGCAAACUCUGCUCCUAAGAGCAAGAGCCGCAUCUUACUGCAGCCCCAUGGGGGCUUUUAAAGGAAAAACCCACAAAAGCCCUAAGAUUGCAAUUCCCAUACAAUUUCGUUUCACAAGAUCAUGGUCUGAUCACAGAGUGGGUACAGUCACGUCCGCAUGUACAUUCUUCCUGAAACCUCAAGGAGGGUACCAGGGCGGGAGUGGAGUUUACACAAGGGUCACAGUGGUCCUUCCUGGAACACUUGCAACUAUCCCAGUCACAGUUGAGCACAUUUCUUAACAGAAAUCUUUUUACAUUGUUACAUUGUUACAGGGGUGAUUGAGUAGUGACUGAGUCAGGUGGCCCUUGGAACUAGUUUUCUUUUUAGUUCCUUAUUUCCUGGGGCUUGGGGGUGUAAGGCUGAAGGCUUAGGGUCUUUCACCUGCCUCACAUUUGCUCACUCUGACCUCUGUUCACCCCUGUGUCCUCUUCUCAUGGUCCAUCAAAGGCUUGGAUGGUGGUGUGCAUGGUCGAGAAGGAAUCAGAGAGGAUGCCUCUUGUGGUUUCCUCUUAGACUCUUUGCCUGACCUUCUUGGGAGGAGCCCAGGCACACACCCCAUGCCUGAGGAUGAUGAAUUUUUAAUGAGACUUUGAUUUGUCCUGAAGUGAAAAAUCCUAAUUAUGGAAAUAAACAUCAUAAAUAAGUUGCAUGA